AGGAAGCUACGGAGCUCACGAGGUAGCAUUAGCUCCUCUUAGAAGGUAGUUUGAAAACAGGUUUGGUGUUUUCGGUAAAUAUUUCCGUGUUUUCAGUGAAAAUGUCUUCAGUUCCGCCUCAGAGAGAGUUUAUCAACGAGCAGGUAACUCCUGCUGGAGAAACAUUCACAGAGUGGAAAGAAAUCAACGUUAAGAUGGAGGAAGAGAUGGAGGAUCAGCGCAGACUGAUGGAUUUUACCCGGAUACCGAGGAUCAUCUUACACCGGAUAGAUCUCCCACAAUGUUGCGUGUGUAAAGAGGAGGAGGUUCUCAAUGAAACAGAACCACAGAGGAACCAACUCAUCUCUCAUGGCUCUGCAGAAACUGAGAACCAGAAUCAGGAAGGAAUCAAUUCUGAAGACCCAGGAAAAGAGAGAAAGGAAGAACAAAAACAAAAGGAGAAAUAUGAGAAAACGAAAGAGCAGAAAGGCAGAACUGACACUUCAAAACAAAAAAAGCACAAGAAAGCUCACGCAGGGCAAAAAUUAUAUUCUUGUACAAUUUGUGAUAAAACCUUUUCUCAAAACGAUAUCUUGCUGAGACACAUAAGAAUUCACAAAGAUGAGCGGCCUUUUUCUUGUGGGACUUGUGGAAAGAGUUUCUCUCGGAAAGGCCUUCUAAAUGCUCAUAUGAAAGUUCACACAGGUGAGAAGCCUUUCUCAUGUAGGACCUGUGGAAAGAGUUACAGUGAAAGAGGGACUUUAACUCGUCACAUGAAAAUUCACACAGGUGAGAAGCCUUUCUCUUGUGGGUCGUGUGGAAAACGUUUCUCUCAAAAAGGUGUUUUAAAUGUUCACAUGAGAAUUCACACAGGUGAGAAGCCUUUCUCUUGUGGAUCCUGUGGAAAGAGUUUCUCUCGAAAGGACGGUCUAAAUGUCCACAUGAUAACUCACACAGAUGAGAAGCCUUUCUCUUGUGGGACUUGUGGAAAGAGUUUCUCUCGGAAAGGCCUUCUAAAUGCUCAUAUGAAAAUUCACAAAGGUGAGAAGCCCUUCUCAUGUGGGACCUGUGGAAAGAGUUACAGUGAAAGAGGGACUUCAACUAAUCACAUGAGAAUUCACACAGGUGAGAAGCCUUUCUCUUGUGGGUCUUGUGGAAGAGGUUUCUCUCGCAAAAAUUAUUUAAAUGUUCAUAUGAAAAUUCACACAGGUGAGAGGCCUUUCUCUUGUGGGACUUGUGGAAAGAGUUUCUCUCGGAAAGGCCUUCUAAAUGCUCAUAUGAAAAUUCACAAAGGUGAGAAGCCCUUCUCAUGUGGGACCUGUGGAAAGAGUUACAGUGAAAGAGGGACUUUAACUAAUCACAUGAGAAUUCACACAGGUGAGAAGCCUUUCUCUUGUGGGUCUUGUGGAAGAAGUUUCUCUCGCAAACAUUAUUUAAAUGUUCAUAUGAAAAUUCACACAGGUGAGAGGCCUUUCUCUUGUGGAUCCUGUGGAAAGAGUUUCUCUCGAAAGAAUACUCUAAAUGUCCAUAUGGUAACUCACACAGGUGAGAAGCCUUUCUCAUGUGGGUCUUGUGGAAGAGGUUUCUCCCUAAAAACUCAUUUAAAUGUCCACAUGAGAAUUCACACAGGUGAAAAGCCUUUCUCUUGUGGGUCUUGUGGAAGAAGUUUCUCUCGCAAACAUUAUUUAAAUGCUCAUAUGAAAGUUCACACAGGUGAGAAGCCUUUCGCUUGUGGGAUCUGUGGAAAGAGUUACAGUGAUAAAAAUACUUUAACUCAUCACAUGAGAAUUCACACAGGUGAGAAGCCUUUCGCUUGUGGGAUCUGUGGAAAGAGUUACAGUGAAAAACAUACUUUAACUCAUCACAUGAGAAUUCACACAGGUGAGAAGCCUUUCACUUGUGGGAUCUGUGGAAAGAGUUACAGUGGUAAAAAUACUUUAACUCAUCACAUGAGAAUUCACACAGGUGAGAAGCCUUUCUCCUGUGGAUCCUGUGGAAAGAGUUUCUCUCGAAAGAAUACUCUAAAUGUCCAUAUGGUAACUCACACAGGUGAGAAGCCUUUCUCUUGUGGGACUUGUGGAAGAGGUUUCUCCCUAAAAACUCAUUUAAAUGUUCACAUGAGAAUUCACACAGGUGAAAAGCCUUUCUCUUGUGGGUCUUGUGGAAGAUGUUUCUCUCGCAAACAUUAUUUAAAUGUUCAUAUGAAAAUUCACACAGGUGAGAGGCCUUUCUCUUGUGGAUCCUGUGGAAAGAGUUUCUCUCGAAAGAAUACUCUAAAUGUCCAUAGGGUAACUCACACAGGUGAGAAGCCUUUCUCAUGUGGGUCUUGUGGAAGAGGUUUCUCCCUAAAAACUCAUUUAAAUGUUCACAUGAGAAUUCACACAGGUGAAAAGCCUUUCUCUUGUGGGUCUUGUGGAAGAAGUUUCUCUCGCAAACAUUAUUUAAAUGCUCAUAUGAAAGUUCACACAGGUGAGAAGCCCUUCUCAUGUGGGAUCUGUGGAAAGAGUUACAGCGAUAAAAAUACUUUAACUCAUCACAUGAGAAUUCACACAGAUGAGAAGCCUUUCUCUUGUGGGUCUUGUGGAAGAGGUUUCUCCCUAAAAACUCAUUUAAAUGUUCACAUGAGAAUUCACACAGGUGAGAAG
Messenger RNA from Xiphophorus hellerii (green swordtail), 2624 nucleotides. Its product is annotated as oocyte zinc finger protein XlCOF6-like. The record is from RefSeq and is a predicted model, not a curated record. The annotation marks the transcript as partial. Gene Ontology annotation, biological process: regulation of transcription by RNA polymerase II. NCBI's taxonomy places the organism in Eukaryota, Metazoa, Chordata, Actinopteri, Cyprinodontiformes, Poeciliidae. Gene Ontology annotation, cellular component: nucleus. Gene Ontology annotation, molecular function: DNA-binding transcription factor activity, RNA polymerase II-specific. The transcript is spliced from 4 exons.